AUGCCUGCCUUGUGGCUGCUGCUCGGCCUCAUCUCAGCGGGGCUGCGGCCAGAUGGAGAAGACGGCCCAGAGAACACAGGACCCAGGGCCAUGAUCAGCGUGAUCACCCGCGACCGCUUCUGGCGGCAUGCCUUGUCCACGCUCUCAUUGCUGGCGUCGGUGGAGCAUGCGCGGCAGGAGCUUCCCAACCUUGUCCUAGAGUGGCAUCUGAUCGAUGAUGCGUCCAGCAAGUCGGAUGGUAAGAAGAAGCAGGCCAUGGUCCAGGACCUGGUCCAAAGAGGGAAGAUUACGAACUUCACAAAGAUGCCACGACAUCUCGGGACCGUUCGGGUCUUGUCGGUGGCUUUUGAGACCUUCCUGGCCCGAAGCGACCUUGACUUCCUUCUGCACUGCGACGAUGACAUCCUGAUGGGUCGGAGAACGGUCGCCCGUGCUCUGGGUGACUACAUGGCUGACCACUGGAAAGGCCAAGCUGAGGGCGGUGGCCUCUUGGCACUCUUUGUGAACUCCUGGCUGGACGACCAGCUUUCUCGCGCUCCAGCCUUCGGGGCCUAUGCCGCGGCGCCGUUUCUGGGCGGGGCUGCCUACGUGGUCGAUCGCCGGACCGUCCUUGCCACGGGGAACCCAUGGGCACAGGCCAUUGCCGCCAACAGCAAGGUGACCCCUCACGAGGCCCACGUGUUCUGGCUCAGGCAUCUGCUGCCCUCCAAGAGUCUACGGAUAUGGGUCCGAUGGCGAAAGCCCUAUGAGUGCCAACACUUGGGGAAUGUGAACACACUCAAUUUCGGGCGGCAGCCCGAGUGGGAGCCCAUGUGGGCCAUUGACCACGAGACAAAGCGCAUCGUAGAAGUUGCCGGCUUCAAUUCUCUGCAUGUUCGCGCUGCGCUGUGGGCUGACCGCAAGCUCCUGCCUGACUACGUUGCCUCAUUGAAUGCAGCUGCCUCUGUGCCUCUUCACCUGCCGGAGCCAGGGCCGUCGAUCCCCAACCCGUGGUCUCCGUGGGCGUAUCGCAAGCGCCACCUCAAUUAUCUGGAAAUCGGCACGGCAGACUUUGAUACGCUCCUGUCUCGGCAUGUUUGGAAACCCGAAGUGCACGGAAUCUCCAUGGAGCCAUUCCGGCCCUACUUCGAUAAGCUGCCAUCCCACGGCGGUGCAAGCAAGCUCUUGCUCAAUGUGGCCUUGAGCGACUAUGACGGCUAUGAGACGCUGUACUUUGUGCAGCCGCAGCUGGUGGGGCCGCACCGGGGCUCCGGGAGCCUCUGCGAGGAGGCCGCGCUGCAGAAGCUGGGCCUCGCCAGCUGCCUCCCCGGAUGGCUCAGGGGCACCUCGUCCCUGAAGAAGCCGCCUCGAGGGGUGCAGGAGCUGCUGGGCGACCGGGCGGCUUCGGUGCUCGGGAAGGUGCAGGUUCCCUGCAUGACCUAUGAGACCCUGCUCACCGUGUAUGGCAUCGGUGCUUUGGAUAUCCUGAAGAUUGAUACUGAGGGCUUCGAUGCCCACAUCCUGAGCCAGGUCAUUGAACUCGGCCGUGCACGGGCCGUUUGGCCAUGGCAGGUGCAGUUUGAGAAGAACAUGCUGUCGGAUUGGAAGAUGCUGGAUGCACAAGUCGUGGAGCUGCACAAAGAGGGAUACCGCUGCCGCAUGACUGACGUGGAAGUGGCAACCUGCUGGCGUGAGUGA
Messenger RNA from Symbiodinium natans, 1677 nucleotides. Lineage: Eukaryota; Dinophyceae; Suessiales; Symbiodiniaceae. The record is from the annotation of a GenBank genome assembly.